AUUCUCUGCAUGUUUUUAUGAGACGCACUAAUACACUCUUUUCAACAUACAAAAAAGAAAUACCAAACCUACCAGAAUUAGUCCUUUUUUUUUUUUUUUCAUUUGUUAUUUUUUUCCUUCUCCCCCUUCUCAAAAUACUCUUUAGAGAAGGGGAAAUAUAGAAGCAUAUUGACAACUUUGAAAGAGAAAGAAAAAAAUGACAGAAAGUGAGAAAGCUAAUGAUCAAACAAAGAAGCUAAGCAAGAGUUAUUUUGAUGUUCUUGGAAUUUGUUGUACAUCUGAAGUGGUUCUUGUUGAAAAAAUCCUGAAGAAUUUAGAAGGGGUUAAGGAAGUUUCAGUAAUUGUCACAACCAAAACUGUCAUUGUUAUUCAUGAUUCUCUCCUCAUUUCUCAGCACCAAAUUGUUAAAGCAUUGAAUCAAGCAAGACUAGAAGCAAGUAUAAGAGUAAAUGGAGAGAAAAACUACCAAAAGAAAUGGCCAAGUCCAUUUGCAAUUGGUAGUGGAAUUUUGCUUGCUCUUUCAUUUUUGAAGUACUUUUAUCCACUUCUUCAAUGGUUAGCACUUGGUGCUGUUGCUGUUGGAAUUCCCCCUAUUCUUUUUAGGGGUGUAGCUGCCGUUCGCAACCUCACACUUGACAUCAACAUUCUUGUUUUAAUCGCAGUUGCUGGAUCAAUUGUUUUACAUGAUUAUUGGGAAGCUGGUACUAUUGUCUUCUUGUUCGCCAUUGCAGAAUGGCUAGAGUCAAGGGCAAGUCACAAGGCUACUGCUGUUAUGUCAUCACUGGUCAAUAUAGUCCCUCCAACAGCGGUUUUAGCUGAAAGUGGAGAAGUUGUAAAUGUUGAUCAAGUCAAGUUGAAUAGCAUUCUUGCUGUGAAAGCUGGUGAAACUAUAACAAUUGAUGGAAUUGUAGUGGAAGGCGACUGUGAUGUGGACGAGAAGACUUUGACAGGCGAGUCAUUUCCAGUUUCUAAGCAAAAAGAUUCGACGGUCUGGGCAGGCACGACAAAUCUAAAUGGUUAUAUCAGUGUUAAGACUACAGCUCUGGCUGAAGAUUGUGUGGUAGCUAGGAUGGCAAAGCUUGUAGAAGAUGCUCAGAACAAGAAAUCAAAAACUCAAAGAUACAUUGACAAAUGUGCUAAAUAUUACACACCAGCAAUUGUGGCUAUAUCUAUUUGUUUGGCAGUAGGUCCUACUGCAUUGAGGGUGCACGACCGAAACAGAUGGUAUCGCUUGGCUUUGGUUGCUUUGGUGAGUGCGUGUCCAUGUGCACUUGUGCUAUCUACACCAGUUGCUAUGUGUUGUGCACUUUCAAAAGCAGCAACUUCAGGUCUUCUGUUUAAAGGAGCAGAGUACCUUGAGACUCUUGCUAAAAUCAAAAUCAUGGCUUUUGACAAAACUGGGACAAUAACGAGAGGAGAGUUUGCGGUGACUGAGUUCAAGUCUCUUAGUGAUGGUCUUAGCCUCAAUACACUGCUUUACUGGGUAUCAAGCAUUGAGAGCAAGUCAGGUCAUCCGAUGGCAGCUGCUCUGGUUGAUUAUGCACAAUCAAAUUCUGUUGAGCCUAAGCCUGAUAGAGUGGAGCAGUUUCAAAACUUUCCUGGUGAAGGGAUAUGUGGAAGAAUUGACGGAAUGGAAAUCUACAUUGGGAAUAGGAAAAUUUCUUCAAGAGCUGGAUGUACUGCAGUGCCAGAAAUAGAGGGUGAAAGUUUACAAGGAAAGUCUGUUGGAUACAUAUUUUUGGGCUCAUCUCCAGCUGGAAUUUUCAGUCUUUCUGAUGUUUGUCGAACUGGCGUAAAAGAUGCAAUGAGAGAACUGAAGCAGAUGGGUAUCAAAACUGUGAUGCUUACAGGUGAUAGUUAUGCAGCUGCCAACCAUGUGCAUGAUCAGUUAGGUGGAGCUUUGGAUGAAUUUCAAGCAGAACUCCUACCAGAGGACAAGGCGACGAUCAUUAAGGGCUUUCAGAAGGAAGCUCCAACUGCAAUGAUAGGCGAUGGCCUUAAUGAUGCUCCUGCAUUAGCAACAGCUGACGUUGGAAUCUCAAUGGGCAUCUCUGGGUCAGCGCUUGCGAAAGAAACUGGACAUGUUAUACUAAUGACAAAUGACAUAGGAAGGAUACCGAAAGCUGCACGUCUUGCCAGAAGAGUUCGAAGGAAAAUAAUUGAGAAUAUGGUUAUAUCAAUCGGUACAAAGGGUGCCAUAGUUGCAUUGGCAAUAGCAGGUUAUCCAUUGGUUUGGGCUGCUGUCCUCGCAGAUGCUGGGACAUGCUUGCUAGUGAUUUUGAACAGCAUGCUACUUCUACGAGGAACUACACAUACACAUGGGAAAAAAGGUUGUAAAUCUUCACAUUCUCAAUACCACAAAAACAAAGCUUCUUGUUGCAAGUCGGAAAAUGCUCCUCAACUAUGUUGCUCUGAUAUUGAGUCACAAAAGAAAUGUACAAGGCAAUCUUGCUCGUCCGAGGGGUGUCAACCUGUCCCCUCUGGAUCAAAGUCAUGUGGAAGUAAUCAGUGCUCAGACUCCAUUGAAAAUAAUAGUCAUCAUUCUCACCCGCAUCCUCAAUGCUGCUCAUCCAAGAAAUCAGCUACAGUAUGCCAAUCUGCAGGUUCAGAAUCGAAGUCAUGUGGAAAUAACAAUUGCUUAGACUCCAUUCACAAGCGUAGUUGUCAUUCUUUAACGAUAUGUUCUUCAGAGAUGUCUGCUUCACGAUGUCAUUCUGCCACUUCAAGCUCCAAAUCAUGUGGAAGUACUAAGUGCUCCGACUUCAGUGACAAAAAUAGUUGUCAAUCUCACAAAAUUCCUCAAACGUGCUCUACCAAUAAUAUCCAUCAUUCACAUCCCGAUCAUCAAACAUGCGUGUCCAAGAUGCGUGCUCCACAAAGCCCAUCUGCAACUUCAAGCUCCAAGACAUGUGGAAAUACAAAGUGCUCAGACACCACUAGCAGGAAUUCUUGUCAUUCGCAUGCUAACUCUGAACCAUGCUUUUCAAAGAUGUCUGGUCCAGCAUGCCAAAAUGCUAAUUCAGGUUUAAGAUUUUCAGGUUUGAGGUCAUGCGGAAGUAAUAAGUGUCAAGACGCUGCAAACAAGCACGGUGUUCAUUCACUUACUAAUCCACUCUACGAGGAAAAGAUUUUGGAGCAAAAAAACUUGGAUUUAGUCCAAAAAAAUAUGGAAUCAAAUCAUGAUCAUAGUCAUGGCUGCUCUGAAGAGGAACACGAUCAUCAUCCAAAUUUAGAAAAGGCAUAUGACAGUUGUGCAUUACAAGAAUGCUGUUAUAUAACCAAUGUAUCAGAAAGUGGAAUUCAGGAAACUGCUCACUGUGAUAGCACCCGUCAAACAUGCCAAACUGCAAUUUCAGACUCAAUGACCUGCGGAAAUAAUAAGAGCCUGGACUCACUAAACAUCCAUGGCUGUCAUUCACAUGCUCAUACACCCCACAAGGAGCAUGACUUGGAGGAAGAAAACUUGAAUGUAGUUGGAGAUGAUUUGAAUCCACAUCAUGCUGUCGGUCAUGGCUGUUUGGACAAGGAACACGAUCACUCACAUCCAGAGAAGGCAUAUGACAGUUGUGCAACAGAAGAGUGUUUCUUUUCAGUUCAAGACCAUGGCAUUUACGACGUAUCAGAAAGUGGAAUCCAAGAAACUGCUCAUUCUGACAGCAAAAAACAGCACAUUGCCAACCCUGACAGCUGCAAGCAUACACCACAAGAUCAGGUAAAUCACUGUGGAUUUCACUCUAGAACUACCCCUACUGAUGAAGAACUAGCCAAACUUGUCAGAAGAUGUUGCAAGUACAAACCAUGCCACGACGUUGUCCGCUCUGGCUGCAAGAAGCAUGCUGCCGAAUGUGGUCCAACCGUCCGAUCAACCAUCAAUAUCUUACGGGACAACCAUCAUCAUCAUCAUCAUCAUCAUCUAGAUUGCAGUGGUCGUAAGGUUUGUGCGCCAUUGGAGAAGAGACACGUUGGGGGAUGCUGUGAGAGCUUCAGAAAAGAAAGUUGCCCCAAGAACAAUCACCUUGGACCAAGGUUUGGAGGAGGUUUAUCAGAAAUUGUCAUAGAGUAGAUGCAAUCUGAAGUGUAAAUAUGUUUGCAACUUUUCUACCUAUUUUAUCUUCAAGAAGCUGAGCUCCUAUUUUGUAUCAGCAUAGCUAUUACAAUGGCUUGUAUAUUAGUCCUAGAAACGCUUGUGUACUCACUGAAUUCUCACAAAGUUGGGAACAUCAAUGUCAUUUGCAUAAAAAAAUCAGUUCAUGUUGAA
Molecule: messenger RNA, 4258 nt
Organism: Lycium barbarum (goji berry)
Lineage: Eukaryota; Viridiplantae; Streptophyta; Magnoliopsida; Solanales; Solanaceae
Product: cadmium/zinc-transporting ATPase HMA3-like
Exons: 11
Coding region: 197-4063 (1288 amino acids)
Biological process (GO): monoatomic cation transport
Cellular component (GO): membrane
Molecular function (GO): metal ion binding; zinc ion transmembrane transporter activity; cadmium ion transmembrane transporter activity
Source: RefSeq, a predicted model, not a curated record